UCCCAGCCCCGCUCUCCGGCCCUGUCUUGCUUUCUUUCUCUCUCCCCCCACCACACACACAUCCUCCAGGCCAGGAACAUGUCAGCCGGACACCAGCACAGCCAGAGCCGGGCCAUCCCCACCAGGACCAUCCACAUCAGCGACUCAUCUCAGCUACCUCAUGACUAUUGCACCACCCCCGGGGGGACCCUCUUCUCCACCACCCCUGGAGGUACUAGGAUCAUUUAUGAUCGUAAGUUUCUUUUGGACCGUCGCAAUUCUCCUUUGGCUCAGACCCCUCCUCGUCGCUUGCCAGAUAUUCCUGGAGUUACCAGUCCUAAUCCUCGUGUAGAAGAACCCAAAGUAGAAACAAAUAAUUUGAACAACCAUGACAGGAAGACUGCUGUUGGUAAGAUGUACUGGAGAAGAGUACACAUGUUUGUUUUUUGUUUUUUUUUUUGCCCCUGGUUCUCCAGGCCAGUGACACUAUGUAAUGCCCUGGUUUCAAGUUAG
This is a messenger RNA of Staurois parvus, 492 nucleotides long. Lineage: Eukaryota; Metazoa; Chordata; Amphibia; Anura; Ranidae. The record is from the annotation of a GenBank genome assembly.